Molecule: messenger RNA, 1333 nt
Organism: Candidula unifasciata
Lineage: Eukaryota; Metazoa; Mollusca; Gastropoda; Stylommatophora; Geomitridae
Source: the annotation of a GenBank genome assembly
GUGCCGAUGUCUGGCAGAUGGACCUGGAGAGAAGACUCGUUCAACCCUUGCCUGGAGUUUGUCAGCAAUAACCCAACUUUGGAUAAACAAGACAGGAGAAAAAAAGCCAAGCCUAGUGAUGUCAAAGGUCAUCUGGAGAGGACAUCCGCUGGUGUUCCCAGAGCAGGAGUGCUGGCAGGCAGAGCUGCAACAGCAGGACCCAAGCUCCAGGCAUUCUCACUUGGCAGCAGGGAGCAGACUGACCACACCACAGUCACACUCAGCGACAUCAAAAAUGUUGCCCUGGAAACCCUGUCAGAACAUCACAACAUUCCGAUUCACUUUGAGAUGUUGUACAGAAAGGAAAGAUUUGACGAUUUCCUGUUACAUCUGCUGCAUUAUUUUAACUGUUAUUUUCAACAAGAUGAACAUGGACAACAAAAGGAACCUUAUGUACAUUGAGCCAUGCAAGGGUGAGAAGGUUGAGUACGCAAAUGUCUGUGACAGACUCAAACAUGCCCAGAAAAUGCUGGGAGGAGCCUACAGUCUGUUGUUGCUAGGGCUGGAGUUGGAGGAGCAGCAUCAUAUGGCAUGUGGCAGAUCAAAACUGUCAAGGACAAACACCGACCGCAGUCUGUUCGAGACAUUCUACCAGUUCUGCACCUACUUUGUUUGGAUCACUUUCUACAGAAAACAGUUUGUGCAGAUCCAGCAGGAAGUUGGAAGACUUCUGAGGUCAGACACCUUCAACCCUGCCCUACGUGCCCAGGCUGAGACUGCAGGGACUGGUGGGACAGAACUUACCAAAGCUGAAGACAAGGAAGAAGUUUGGAAGGAACAGACAAUGUCGGAACAAGAACAGAAAUCAACACAAAGAGAGAGCAGGCGGCACUAUCCGAAAAGACCAGCAAUCAAAUCCAUUGUCAAUCAGAGAUCUCCAGCUAUUAUAUCUAUCCUGCCAUCACCCAAAGAAGAAGCCCACAGGCUGUUUCGACGCCCACAUGAGAAAACUGAAAGGAGCAGUUUCUACGCCCUGAGGGAUGCAGAAGCUGAUGAUUACACAGAGAACAACCUCCUGGACCAGAUGCUAGAUGUCAGCAGUUUCAAAGUAGGACUCUUGGGACAGCUCUACAGACAGUUCAACCCACUGACGCUGUCUCCAGUGGGACCAGAGGCUGGAGGUGAAGCAAACACAGAUGACCAUGAAGAAAACAGUGCAAUUUUAUUUUGGGUCGCCAAAGGACAGGAAGCUGCAAUCUGUGAAGUUUGUGCCUUGCAUGCAGCACUCAGCCGCCAGGCGACAGCCAUCUCACGGGCUACAACUGAAGCAGUCUUCACAGACGAUGAGUGUUAG